This is a messenger RNA of Cucurbita maxima (winter squash), 1323 nucleotides long. Its product is annotated as V-type proton ATPase subunit E-like. The transcript is spliced from 7 exons. Gene Ontology annotation, molecular function: proton-transporting ATPase activity, rotational mechanism. NCBI's taxonomy places the organism in Eukaryota, Viridiplantae, Streptophyta, Magnoliopsida, Cucurbitales, Cucurbitaceae. The record is from RefSeq and is a predicted model, not a curated record. The coding region runs from base 226 to 915 and encodes 229 amino acids. Gene Ontology annotation, biological process: proton transmembrane transport. Gene Ontology annotation, cellular component: proton-transporting two-sector ATPase complex, catalytic domain.
UCCAAUCUCUCUCACGUUGCCAACGUUCAGCGGGGCCCUCUUAUUCAGAAUCUAACAAAUCUCUUUCACUCUCUGUUUCUGCUCCCAUCCUUCAUCCAUCUCUCUUCAUUUUUUGGUUAUCGAUCUCUCUCGGUAUCUCGCUAACGAUCGAGAGCAACUUGGAAUUCGUAGGGCCUGGAUCGCACCGAUUGGAUCUUCUCCGGUUAGAUUAAAAAAUUCGGCAAAAUGAAUGACGCAGAUGUUUCCAAGCAGAUCCAGCAGAUGGUGAGGUUCAUUCGCCAGGAAGCGGAGGAAAAGGCCAACGAGAUCUCCGUCUCCGCUGAAGAAGAAUUCAAUAUUGAAAAGCUGCAGCUGGUUGAGGCAGAGAAGAAGAAGAUGAGGCAAGAGUACGAGAAGAAGGAGAAGCAAGUUGAAAUUCGGAAGAAGAUCGAGUACUCCAUGCAGCUCAAUGCUUCUCGUAUCAAAGUUCUGCAAGCUCAGGAUGACGUAGUAAAUUCUAUGAAAGAGGCAGCAUCAAAAGAACUUCUGAAUGUAAGCCAAAAUGAACAUGUCUACAAAAAUCUUUUGAAGGAUCUCAUUGUUCAGAGCUUGCUUCGACUGAAAGAGCCAGCUGUUUUAUUGCGAUGCCGUGAAAGUGAUGUCCAUUUGGUGGAGUCUGUGCUGCGUUCAGCAGCCGUGGAGUAUGCAGAGAAAGUAAAAGUUCACGAGCCAGAAAUUAUUGUUGAUCAUGUCCAUCUUCCACCUGGUCCAAGCCAUCACCAUCAUCACGGUCUUUUUUGCUCUGGAGGUGUAGUAUUGGCAUCUCGAGAUGGGAAGAUUGUCUGUGAGAACACCCUUGAUGCAAGGUUGGAUGUUGUGUUCCGUAAAAAACUUCCAGAGAUCCGAAAAAGCCUUUUCAGUCAAGCUGAUGCAUGAUGGACUAGAUUUCGACUCUAUCACGGUGCUUCCUGUGAAAUAAUUUAUGAGUCCAAAUUAUUUGGUAUUUGAUGGGAAUUAUAUGUCCCAAAUGUCGCAUAUCAAUAAGUAUUACAUUCUUUGAUUUUCUUUAUCUGAUAGUUACUAUGUUCUUGGGUUGAGCUCUACGCGAAGGUAGGUGCCCCUAUCGACUCGAUAAUAUCUCAGGUAUCAAUAAUAUUCCUGCUUGAUAUAUUGGUUUCCUUCAAGUCGGGAUGUCAUUUUUAGUCUAGUAUAUUUUUGUAUGCACAUCAUUCAGACUAUCAUCCUUAAUAAUGUAAUGUGACAUUGUUGCAUCAAGUAAGUUAUUUCACUUGCAUUAAGUUUUGUAGACUCCUUUCAGUUAAAUACACAAUGUCUUGAUUCUCA